Messenger RNA from Mesoplodon densirostris (Blainville's beaked whale), 1180 nucleotides. It is a transcript of the gene MFAP5, whose product is annotated as microfibril associated protein 5. The transcript has 10 exons. Gene Ontology annotation, biological process: embryonic eye morphogenesis. NCBI's taxonomy places the organism in Eukaryota, Metazoa, Chordata, Mammalia, Artiodactyla, Ziphiidae. Bases 248 to 757 code for a protein of 169 amino acids. The record is from RefSeq and is a predicted model, not a curated record. Gene Ontology annotation, cellular component: microfibril.
CCUCCCAGCCUCAUACUGUAGCACAGCAUCAGACUCCUGUAGCCCGGCUUUCUCCCUCCCUCCCUCUCUCUCUCUCUUCCUCGCUCUCCCUCAUCUCAUUGUUUCAGAGUAGGCCAAAUCUGAAGUCCUUUCCAGGGAGUGGCCCUGUUCAUCUUACUCUCCAGCCAAAGUGGAACAGAGUGAGAAGGAGAGAGACACAUUCAACGACCAAAGGACUCGGUGGAAAGAGCAGAGAACCAUAAACAAUAUGCUGCUUUUGGGACCCAAAGUGCUGCUGUUUCUCACUGUACUCAUCAUUCCCUCUGACUGGACACCCCUAGGGGUCAACAGCCAAAGAGGAGAUGAUGUGACUCCAGUGACUCCAGAGACAUUCACAGAAGAUCCUAAUCUGGUGAAUGAUCCUGCUACAGACGAAACAGUUCUGGCCGAUAUCAAGCCUCCCACAGAUGAGCUGGCCUCACCCAAUAAAAAUACCACCACAGAGUGCCGGGAUGAGAAAUUUGCCUGCACAAGACUCUACUCUGUGCAUCGGCCAGUGAAGCAAUGCAUCCAUCAAUUAUGCUUUACCAGUUUACGGCGUAUGUACAUCAUCAACAAUGAGGUCUGCUCCCGUCUCGUCUGUAAAGAGCAUGAAGUUAUGAAAGAUGAACUUUGCCGUCAGAUGGCUGGUCUACCCCCAAGGCGACUCCGUCGCUCCAGCUAUUUCCGCCUUCCUCCCUGUGAUGAUGUGGACUUGCAGAGACCCAGUGGUCUGUGAUGUCAAGGAAGAGGAAAGAAAGAAUGUGUGGGUGGGAGGGAGAGAACGCUCUAAGAGGGAACUUCUUGUCCAACCAUUGUCAGCCAACCCAUAGACAUGAGUAUUUCUUAAACCAAUCCCAUCGCAAUGUCUAGCUUUUGCCCCUACUUCUUGAUUUUCAUCCAUUUAUCUCAUUUUUCAGUACUUAAAAUAGUCUAUAGUAUUGCAUGGUUUUGCUGCUUCCCCAUAUCAUAGACCUAGUGGAUAUACCAUGUGGCUUAGAUACAAACAUUCUACAUACAAUUUCAAGGGAAAAUAAACUUCAAUAAAAUUAUUAAAAAUAAUAAUUAACUACUGAAUCUGUUUGAGAUAGAUCUUAGGGUGGAAGACGCUAUCACUGUCUACCUUAACUAACCAUGGAACUUUAUUUUUCAUUCAAGAGUU